AUGGGAUCUGUGCUGGGUUGCUCCUUCAGGAAGGGCAGGACCCAGCGCCCUUUUCCCCCCACAGUUGUAAAUAGAUCUCAGAUCACAGGCCUCUCCACCCAUGUCCUCACUCAUCCCAGGGAAGCCCAGGGGGUUGUGAACCCACUGCCACGUCUAUCGGUCCUCUUGUUUUAUGCAAAGAUUUGCUGUAAAGUAGAUUUCUUGAUCCUCCCUCCCUCAUCCUUUAUUGUAAAUAUUGUCUCUAAAUGUGUAACAUAUUAUAAAGAAUUUAUAAGGAUUUUUAAAGAUGUUUUGCUCAUUUAA
This is a messenger RNA of Rangifer tarandus platyrhynchus (Svalbard reindeer), 303 nucleotides long. Lineage: Eukaryota; Metazoa; Chordata; Mammalia; Artiodactyla; Cervidae. The record is from the annotation of a GenBank genome assembly.